ACUCGGCCUUUUCCGUCUGUAAGCAGCCGGUGGUGUCACUCAACAACAACCGUGGAGACUUCAAAUCACUCUCACAUACCUACCUUUACUUUAGGGUAUUACUACAUCUAGUAGUAGACUGAGAGCACAUGUUUGAAGAUCAUUUUACCUUUCUGCUCAGACAGGAAAAACUUGCCCUUUUCACCUGCCCUUUAAAGAGAUUGUUUUAGAGAAAAGCUGACAGGGAAAUUGUUCCUCUGUUCUUCUGAUGGUCAGCCAUGGAUGAAGAUGACAGCCAAGAUGAGCUGAUCAACCGCAAUACAUCCCAGAGCAAAGGGAAAAGGGCUGCGUUGUGGGCCAUCUCAGAUGACUCGGAUGAUGUUGAAGAGGAGUCUGAGGAGGGAGAAUCUGACAGUGGUGAGGAAGAAGAGGAGGGUCACCUAGAUGGAGAGGAGGAGGAGGAGGAGGAGGAAGAAGAGGAUGAUGAGGAAGAAGAGGAAGAUGUUAAGGCUGAGGAUGGAGCUUUUGGGGGAACAUCUGCUGACCUUGCGGGGAUGAGCUCGGAUGAUGACACAGACAGGUGUCCCAUCUGCCUUAACUCAUUUAACAGCCAGCCUGUUGCAACACCAGAGAGCUGUGAGCACUAUUUCUGUCUCGACUGCAUCCUUGAAUGGACCAAGAAUGCAAACUCGUGUCCUGUAGACCGCAUUGCCUUCAACAGCAUAUACCUAAGAAAAUGUUAUGGAGGCAAAGUGAAGAAAAUGAUCACAGUUCAAAAGCCUUUGAAAGAAGGUCAAGAGGAAAGAGUAGAUUUGGACCUGGAGCAGACCAGCUGUGAGGUCUGUGGAGGCAGUGACCGUGAGGACCGCCUCUUGCUCUGCGAUGGCUGUGAUGCUGGGUAUCACAUGGAGUGUCUCACGCCACCUCUUGACUCUGUUCCUGUAGAGGAAUGGUUCUGCCCCGAGUGUGUAGCCAACAACCGUCACUCAAGGGGUUCAGCUGAAGAAGUUAGUGACACAGAGAGCCUACCUUCUACUGCCCAUCCUGCUACCAGUCGCUCCCAGUCCCACGCUGCCGGUCCCACCAGAGCUAUCGCCCGGACUCAGCAGAGUGAGAGGGUUCGAGCUAAUGUCAACCGUCAUCGCAUCACACAGGCACGCACAUCACAGUUGGCUCCUACGUAUCUAAUACAGUCCACUUGGCUGGAUGAAACAAUUAAUGCUGUAGUGGCUGGGCUCAACACGUCUGUGUAUAUACGAGACUUCACACCUCGUGUCCCAUCUAGCCACAGGCGCAAAAAGCGCAGAAAGGUAAAAAGGAGGAAGACAUCUUCUGCUCUGGGUAAAAUGGCAAGUACAGGAGUCAGGAGGAGGAAACGGAAAAUGAGGAGGACUAAAUCCAAAAAAAAAGCGAUGUUUAAAAAGGCAGCCACUCCUCGACGCCGUAUUGCUAAUAAUCUGGGAAUUGUAAAGGACAAGAAGAGCUCUUCACUUCCUACAGUAUACCGACCAUCAGAGCACACGCUAAGUGGCAUGCGUGCUGACAUAGGUGCUGCAUCCCUGUCUAUCUAUGGAGAUCCAUUUGACCUGGAUCCAUUUACUGAACGUGAGGAGGAAGAACAGCAGGCACACGUUACAUCACUGUUGGAGGCCAAGAGACGAGGGAUCUCUCGCUCUGCCCUUCGCUCUCACCAGCCUGUGGCUCGACCAUUCACUGCAAGCCUUUCCAGGAGGGGUAUGGAUGUCCCCCAAUCAGGGGGUGUUGUGGAGGCAGCUCCUGUACCUGACCUACUGGGCAGCAUCUUAUCAGGACAGAGCAUGCUCUUGAUGGACAGCUCUGAUGUCGUUAUUAAUCGAGAUGGUUCCCUUAAAGCUACAAAGCCAAUAAUGCCAUCUGCAAUAAAGCCAGGUUGCAGCAACAGUAGUAGCUCAGGAGAUGCUAGCAGCCAGAUCAACCAAGUGAUGUCACCCAACGAAGGAGACAGUUUUCUGUCUUCUCACUCCAAUGGAGAUCUACCAGGAUCCUCCCAUAGCUGCACGAACAGACCUUUCUCCGUGACCUCCUCAGCCAGCCACAUCCAACCAUCUCCCCAUUCAGAUUUACCAACCCGAGGUCAUCCGAGUUUGCAGCCUUCUCGUCCAAUCAGACACUCCCAUCCUCCUGGUCAUCGGGGAACCAAUGGAAUAAGAACCCCCAGCCCCACCUCAUCCAUCCACCCCACAAUGGACUCCAGCUCCAAGAGCAAGGGAAUAGCCCCAUCACAUUCCCAAUCUAAAAAAGCACCUACAAAGCCCAUGUGGGUAGAUGUGUCCGUGCUUCCUAGGAUACCAAAAAUAAAAAGGGAGAGCAGCGGUAUCACAACUGAUGGCAAUAGCAGUAGUAGUAAUGGUUACGGCAUGCUAGAAACAGGCAUGAACAGCUUUGCUGGGGACAAGGGAAAGCAGCAAAGUGUAGACCAGAAUAAGGGCAGGUCUGACGGUCAUGCCCAGAGACAGAGGCCUGAUGGAGCAGGCACGUCAUCUGCCUUCUCCAACUCAUUCUCCUCCUCUUCCUCUUCCACUGGCUCCCCUGCCAGCCAAUCACGUUAUUCCUCAUCUUCUUCAACUUCAUCUUCAUCAGCAGUGAGCUUUCGCAUUAACUCCAGUGGGAAUGCCUGGCAUUCAAGGCAGCUAAGUGGUGCGUCAUCCUCUGCCAGUGGAGGCAGCAUGCUGGAACCCUGGAGAGACAAAGAAGAUGAAGCAAGAAAGAGACAGCUCCACAGGGAUAAACAGAUGCUCUUGGCAUCACGUACACUGGUCAAUAAGGAACAAGAAAGUAAUAAUAUCUAUGAUCCCUUUAAUCCCACUCUCUCAGACUCAAACAGCUCAGAAGAUGAAACUGAGAGCUCAAGUCUGGAUGAUAGCUCCCGACAUGCCACACGUGAGGUGAAGGCCCCUAGUUUAGGAAAUAAGGAGUGUUUAGUGCAAAGCAAGCAGGACUUGGUUCGUGUGAAAACUGAAUCACAGGAGAUUGAGAUUUCAGAAGAAGAACCAAGGAGAGCCAGUGCUCAGGAAACCUUAUUACAGGAGACCAGAUCUUCAGAGGUAUAUGUAAAGGUUGAAAAAGAAUCAAGACUAGUAGACACUAAGGCUGACAAACGAACAGCAUUGCUUGACACUAAAGUUAAGAAAGAGCCAGGGUUAGAUGAUGGAGGGGAAGCUAAAAGGUUUGGUGACAGAGUAAAAAGUUGGAAUUCAGAGACAGCAGACACCAUACCACUGGAUCGUUUAAAGACUGAGAGAGAGACUCUAGAAGAGGAGAGUGUUGGAACUCCCAACAGUGCUCCCCCUAACUAUAAGAAUGAUUCAUCAUCCUCCAGCUCUGCUCCCACCAAGAAGAAACAAAAGGCUGAAACUAAAUCGGAAACUAAAUUGUCUAGUUCCAAGUCCCCAUCUAGAGAUUUGGGCCAUAAGAAGAAAACCUUUCAAGCUCCGAAAGACCGACGCUCUAGCACUCCAGAGAAAGACAGAGGCAAGAGGGAAGAUCAUCACGCCUCAGGCCAGGAAGGCCGGCAGAAAGAGAAGAAGGACAGAGAAAGCAGUUGCAGGCGAUCAAGGUCCAGAGAGAGGAGGAGGGCACGCUCCACCUCAGAAAGCUCUCAGUCCAACUCCCCUGAUAGGACUCGCAGAAAGAUACGGCUGACCCGAACACGAUCCAAAGACAGGAGGCGAUCAAGGUCUGGUUCCAGCACUAGUAGCAGGGAGCGUUCACGGAGGAAGAAACAAAAACAAAGCAAGGAGAGAAAUGAUGGCAGAGAAAGGGACUGUGAAAGAAGACGGGUAUCAAAGGACAAGAGACGUGGUCGGUCUCGCUCGAAAUCACGUUCCAGGUCCACAUCGAGAUCGAAGAACCGUAAACGUGGUCGGUCUUGCUCAAAAUCACGGUCCAGGUCCAGAUCUAGGGAAAGGAGGACAGACCACGCACGACCGCAACAAUCGUCUCUCCCCUCCAAAGACAAGGUAGAGUCCCGAUCAAAAGACAAGAGGAGACACAGGUCAAGAUCCAGCUCAAAAGAGAGAAAGAAAGAUGGGUCAUCAUCCAAGGCUUCACAGAAAACUUCAGGGUCCUGUGUUUCAUCCUCUAAAGAUGACACAAAACUGUUACAGGCCAAGAAAAAAGAGAAGGAUAUCACUCGAAGCUCCAUCAAAGAAAAAGUUGCUACAGUUAACGAACAGGAGACUCCCUCCUGUACCUCUGCCUCUAAAGUUCAAAAACAAGACAAAGACCUCAGAGCAGACACCCAGGCCACAACAGCAGAAGUAGCAAAAGAGACAAAGGUUGGAAAAGAAAUUAAGAAAGAAAAACAACCAUGUCUUGAUAUAUUUGAAGAUUCACCUAUUACUAAACCAAUAAAGAAAGAAGAGACUGACAUCCUUGCUUUGACGGUAGUCCAAGGUAAAGAUGCAGAGGGAAACAAAGACCCUAUAAAGACAAAGAUGAUCAAGUCUGAGACUUGUGAAAUGAUCAAGUCUGAGACUUGUGAAAUGAUCAAGUCUGAGACUUGUGAAAUGAUCAAGUCUGAGACUUGUGGAAUGAUCAAGUCAGAGACUUGUGAAAUCCCCAUAAUUAAAUCCGAGCCAGGUUCCCCAGAAAUAUGCCACUUGCCCUCUGUCACCUCGUUUUCUACACAGAACACACCUGUUACAACAGACAGCCUCCAGGAUAAAGUCUCUCAGUCUCACCCAGUGUUUACAGCCUCCACCGAACAACCAAACACUGCUACCUUGACUGUCCUUGUCAAGCAGGAAGUACAACUACCCUCAGACUCUGAUGAUGACUUCAGUGUUGAUGUGAUGCUCGACAACCUGGACUACGUGAAGUCUGAGCGCACAGAGGGAAGCGCUGUGUCUGUCAAACAAGAGAAGGAAGUAGAGCAGGGAAAGAAUGACUCGACAGUAAUGGGAGUGAAAUCUAAGACUCAAGUGAAGAGGGUUACCUGGAAUAUACAGGAGCCUGAGGGGCCUCAACCAGAGAAAUCUGCAAGCAAGCUGGCUUUGUAUAAAUUGAGACUGAAGCAGGAAGGAGCUCGCAGACCCUCAUCGACAGGCCAGACGUCCAGUCAGGACAUCCCUGGUACUGUCAGUGACCCCACCAAGAAGGGUGCUGUGCCGCUCAGUAGCUCCUCUAGAUCUGAUAGUGUACAUCCUGAGAGCUUAUCAACCACUGCACAAGGAGAGGCAGACGAAGGGGAUUUGUCAAGAAAAGACACGUACCUGAAGAAGCUGCACAUGCAGGAGAGAGCUAUAGAGGAGGUGAAGCUAGCUAUCAAGCCCUUCUACCAGAAGAGAGACAUCAACAAGGAUGAAUACAAAGAGAUUCUACGCAAAGCUGUCCAGAAGGUGUGCCACAGCAAGAGCGGGGAGAUCAACCCAGUGAAGGUUGGCAAUCUAGUCAAGGCAUACGUGGACAAAUACAAACAUGCUAGGAAACACAAGAAAGAGGAGGACUCAGGGAAGGCACAGGAGGUUCAGACUGAGGCCAUGACAACAUCUGACAGUCCCUGAGGAGGCGUAAACUACAGGCAAGGACAGACUCUCCCACUGGAAACACUUCAUAUAUUGUAUUACAGUAUGUUGUACUGUUUGUCCUACCACUGGGUGUGAUCUCAAACUCUUUGACAUAAACGAUUAAUUAAGAUUUGCUCACAGCUUCAAGAUGGAACUUUUUGUCUAAUGUUGGGCUGUCUAUCUUAACAGAAUUUUUUUUUGUUGAUCGCUUGAACAACACCUAUUGGUAUCUUGUGCUUGGACCGUCACUGCCAAGAACCAGUGUUUUUGUGUAGUACAGCUCAGAAACUUAAUAGGAGACCUUGAGGUUGUGCCUUAAAGAGGCAAAUCUCAAAAGACCUUCCAUGGAGUGAUAAAUCAGGUAGCUUUCUCCACAGGCAUAUCACUGGGAGGAUGCAGCGUGGGCUUUGAGUUUUCUACUGUUUUUUUUUGUUUGUGGGAUGGAGGGGGUAUUUAAAAGCUCAUUUUGUUGGUUAAGAAGUGUCAUAAACGUAUGCAUAUUAAAGACUUUUGUCACAUUAAGGAAAGACACUGUUAUGCAAAUUUUGUAGAAAAUUUAUCAGUAGAGUAAUCAAACAAUUUUAGAUUUGGUUGUAAAUAAUAUAGAUUUGAUAUAUCUACUUAUAUGUUUCUUUCAUCUGUGUUGCCUGUUAUGAAUGACAUAAAUGGUUCUAGUUUGUAGAGUUGACUGGUUUUUGUGUUUUCUGUCUUCCACAUCUCUAAUAUCCAAGUGUGUCUAAGGAGCUCUAUGUAGUCCAGCAUACUAAGGGUGAAUUUUAGCUCAGUGGUUUGAACUGAAUAAUGGAGUCACUCUUGUCAGAUAACAGCCGUACUUGUUUUGUUAUGUUCUCAGCGUUAUCCUUUUUUUCAACCCACGUUUGAAAUGUAGAAAACCAGGGAACAUUUUGUUUUUGUGCCAAAUGAGUAAAAAUAAUGAUAAUAAAAGAGAAAUGUACCAUUUCCUUGAAUAAGUGAGAUUUAAUUUGUUUUGGGGCAUUCUGUUUUUAAACAAAGGAGACUAUGACACCACAAUGUAGUAGGGAGUGUAGAUUUUAUUUUGGAGUGAAAAGGAUUAUAGCACUGAUUUCAUUGUCACUGUCCAACCUGAUGCUCUCAUACUGUCCACAAGCAUUUUAACUAAAGUUUUUUUUAAAAAUUGUGUUUCAUGUUUAUUUAUAAGUAUUAAGCUCAUUUUAUUACCAUGAUUUCAUGGUUAUGUGAGAUCAAUUUGUAGUCCACAUACUGGAAAAGUAAUGGAACAUCUCAGAAGUCAGCAUUUCCAAGGUAGGUAUGAAAGCCUUUAAUUGGGAACAUUAACAGAAUCCUUUCAGUGUUAACCUUGAGAUGUCUGCGGUAUUUAGGCCUCAUUAUGAUUGCUUUAUCGUUGUGUCUUUAGCCCAAAUCUUACUCUGCAUUGAUUUCUUACACAGAAAUGUUAGAAACUCAGCUUAUUCAUUGUGCUGUCUAUAGUAGUUUUGUUUGUUUGCCUACUGUAAAGACCGAGUAAGCAGGUGGUUGGACUUGCCUUGUACUUUGUUGUCACGUUCAAUUUGGCUUUAUAAAGCCAAGGUUUAGGAGUGGAAGAAUCUCAAGAACAGGUGCUCAUGUUUGUCUGAAUGUAUUUUACUUUUUUCUGCAUUUACUUGAUCAAACAGGCCAGGUGUUUCUGAGAGGGAACAGUAAUAAAUCACUGAUAUGAUGAA
Molecule: messenger RNA, 7228 nt
Organism: Dicentrarchus labrax (European seabass)
Lineage: Eukaryota; Metazoa; Chordata; Actinopteri; Moronidae
Gene: phrf1
Product: PHD and ring finger domains 1
Exons: 20
Coding region: 258-5522 (1754 amino acids)
Source: RefSeq, a predicted model, not a curated record